This is a messenger RNA of Olea europaea var. sylvestris, 3255 nucleotides long. RefSeq lists its product as uncharacterized. The record is from RefSeq and is a predicted model, not a curated record. The transcript has 9 exons. Lineage: Eukaryota; Viridiplantae; Streptophyta; Magnoliopsida; Lamiales; Oleaceae. Bases 553 to 3120 code for a protein of 855 amino acids.
UUUCCUCCCUCUCUCCGGUUCCCUCUGGUCGCGUCGUGGACUGGAGUUUGCAUUCAUUUUAAUUUUCCAAACGAAAACCCAGAAAUUUAUACAUACAAAAAAUAUAUGUAUAGAUUGAUAGAGUCAGAAGAGGGAAAGGGGAAGGUGGACGAGGACAAACGAGUUUUACUUUUAUUUGCCUGCAAAUAACUGGUGGAGGAUGAGAGGUUUGGAGAAGAAGACUACAAAUAAAAACAACCCUUUUUGUCUUCAUCUUCGAAUUUCUCGUUCUCAUUUUUAUCCUGUUUUCCAAUAAAAUAUUUUUAUCUUCCAAUAUUACACAUAUAUAUUUGUAUAUAAGCAGCGGAUUAUUAGAAUUUGCAAUAAAUUCCACCAAUUCACAAAAUCCCAAUUCUAACCCCUUUUUAACUGACUGACUGACUCACUCUGUCUUCAUUUUCUUGAAUUCUGUUUUUCUGCAACAAUGGAAGCAACUUUGGUAAAACUGAUGAAACAAGCAAAAGCCCUGGAGUGAAUUUUCAUGUUAAAGUCUAUACAAAAAUAAAUAAAAGCAUGGGUGAUCUUGAAACGAAGAGUUCAAGCGGUGGCGUUUUGGUGGAGGACGGCCAUUUGGUAUUCGGGCUUGGUUCUAUUUCUGGGUCGGGUCGCAGACAACCUGAUCCGGCUUCAAUAACCGAUGAGUGUUUUCUAGCGGCAGAGGAAGCGGCAGAGCAAGUGAUGAAUUGCGUACACCCGACUCUUGACACAGAGGAGAAGAGAAAAGACGUAAUUGAUUACGUGCAGAGGCUCUUAAAGCGUCAUCUUGAUUGUGAGGCUUUUCCCUAUGGGUCUGUGCCCCUUAAGACGUACUUGCCUGAUGGAGAUAUCGACUUGACUGCACUUAAUGCUGAGGAAUCUUUGGCACACAAUGUUCUUGGUAUUCUGCAAUGGGAGCAGCUAAAUGAAAAUGCAGAGUAUGAAGUGAAGGAUGCGCAGUUUAUAGAUGCUGAGGUGAAAAUUGUGAAAUGCCUUGUGCAGAACAUUGUGAUCGAUAUUUCUAUUAAUCAGCUUGGAGGACUUUCUACCCUUUGUUUCCUUGAGCAGGUUGAUCGCUUUGUUGGGAAAAAACAUCUCUUCAAACGCAGCAUUCUUUUAGUAAAAGCUUGGUGCUACUAUGAGAGCCGUAUUCUUGGCGCACACCAUGGUUUAUUAUCUACUUAUGCUCUGGAAACACUUGUCCUAUAUAUAUUCCAUCAAUUUUAUUCAUCCUUGAAUGGGCCUCUAGAGGUACUAUAUAAAUUUUUGGAAUAUUUUAGCCAAUUUGAUUGGGAAAGCUACUGCAUAAGCUUGAAAGGGCCAGUUUGCAUAUCAUUACUUCCGGAUAUAGUGGUUAAGAUGCCAGAGAAUGGACGGAAUGACAUGAUGCUUAGUGAAGAAUUUUUAGAGAAAUGUAUAGGAAUGUUUUCAGGUUCAACUCAGAGUUUUGAGACAAUCCCAAAAGCAUUUCAGCCUAAAAGUCUUAAUAUAUUUGACCCGCUGAAGGAAAAUAAUAACCUUGGACGUAGCGUGCACAGAGGCAAUUUCUACCGUAUACGUAGCGCUUUCAAAUAUGGGGCUCACAAGCUUGGUCAAGUUCUCUUGCAACCAAGAGAUAAAGUUGCUGGUGAGAUCUGCGAAUUCUUCUCAAACACUCUUGCAAGACAUGGGCAAAUGCAAGCGAGUGUUAUCGAGCAUUCAGCCUUAGUGUUCAAAGAUGAAGAGUCUCUGACUGCAUCUUUAGAAUCCUCUGCCGAAUUAUACUCUGAAGAUGGCAUGCUUCUAAGAUCAUCUGUCAGUGAGUUUGAGAAUGAUAGUAUAGGGGCUGAAGACCGAUUCACUUUGGAGUUCAAAAAUGAGGUAGAGAGAUGCUCGACAAGAGACACUUCAGAAAUAGGAUCAGAAACAUGCUCCUCAGCUGGUGGGCUUGCAGGGGAUGCAUAUGACCUUGCAACAUCUAAUUCAUCUUCGAGGAUUGAACAUAACACAUCAGAUUGUACAUCUAGCAGCAAUAAUAGUGCCUCUCUCUUGGGGAAACAUUACCAUAAAUCCCAUUACUUUGCUUCCAAAUCAUCAGUAGAAAAUGGAAGCGUAGCAAGUGGGAACUUUCACCAAGAUGACCUAUCAAAUAGUACUCAUCAGAAGUUUGAAUUAACUUCAUGGCCAGAGAGAAGGGUGAAUCAUGUGAAAAUGAAUAAUACAUACAGAUGGUGUAUGGAUAAUACAACUUUCUCGGCUUCGAAGGCCUGUAAUUUUGAAAAUCUAUCCUUGGGUUGUGGGGAAAUUGAUCUCUUUAGUGUAGCAGGAGAGUCUGAUGUAGCCUUGAAUCCUUUGGCAGACCUCAGUGGAGAUUAUGACUGCCAAAUUAGGAAUUUACUAUAUGGUCAACUAUGCAAUGGGGUUUAUUUGUCUGCUCCUCCAUCCAAUCCUCCUCCAUUACCUUCUAGGAUUCAAAAUAAGCAGUGGGACACUGUUUGGCGACCAAUGUCACUGCUUAGCCCGAGUCAGUUUUCUCAAAUGAACUCAAACACUCUGUUUCCAGGACCACUUAUGGGUCAUGGUAUUGAUACUGCAUUGCCCACUGUUGCUUUCGGUUCUGAAGGAAAACAAAAAGCACGAGGAACUGGAACUUACUUUCCUAAUAUGAAUGGUUCUUCCAGGGAGAAACCUUCAUGUGGGAGGGGAAGGAAUAAGCAACUUAGAAGUCGCAAUCAGAAUCAGAGACACAACUGCAGCAAUGGAAAUGUAUUAAGUUCAUCUUCGUGGAAGUUGAAUUAUUUUGAAGAUGGUACUCGUGAAUUCGUACCUGCAAGCAGCAGAUUUCAAGGCCAAGGAAAAUCUGAUGUAUGCUGCCAGUCUCCUCCUCGUUCAGUGAAAGAUGAUAACCAUACAGAUGGUUUUGAAAAUGCAUUACUUAAAAUCGAGUUUGGAUCUUUAGGGAGCCUGGCUGAAGAGGUAAUAUCGGGUCUAUCUUGUGCUUGGGACUCGACUCAUGGCAUCUCAACGGGAGGUCAGGAUUCAAUAGCAGUGAUGAAACAGGAAAGGGUUACAGAGCGGUCAUUCCACCUCAAGAAUGAAGAUGAGUUUCCCCCUCUAUGCCAAUAAAAUGACAUGUAAAAACUUUUAGAUGUUAACAAACUACAGGACCUCAGGAACAAGGAAGUAUAAUAUAUCUGUUUAUGCUUCUCCAUUUAGACACAAGGUAAUAGUAAUAUAGAAUUUUGCUCAUUUUUGGAUUUU